Chaetura pelagica (chimney swift) is the source of this 981-nucleotide messenger RNA. RefSeq names its product leucine rich repeat protein 1 (gene LRR1). The annotation marks the transcript as partial. The record is from RefSeq and is a predicted model, not a curated record. Gene Ontology annotation, molecular function: protein binding. The transcript has 2 exons. Lineage: Eukaryota; Metazoa; Chordata; Aves; Apodiformes; Apodidae.
GCAAAUGCCAGCAAUUUAAAGACUUUCCUUUCAGCCGUGAGACUGGCUCACCAAGGGGCUGACGCAGGAGCCCUCCCGCUCUCAGCUCUGGUACCAGCCAAGACCUCAGAAGUUGAAAAACCGAAGACCAAAAUGAUCAUCACUUCCAGAAGGGACUAUCCCCUGACCAAAAACUUCCCUUACUCCCUGGAACAUCUCCAGGCCUCCUACUGCAAACUUGCUCGGAUCGACACGCGGGUGCUUUGCUUGAAGAAGCUUCGGAAACUGGACCUGAGUCACAACCACAUCAAGCAGCUGCCCGCGACCAUCGGGGACCUGGUCUGUCUGCAGGAGCUCAAUCUGCACGACAAUCACCUGGAGUCCUUCAGUGGGGCUCUGUGCAACUCCACCCUUCAGAAAUCUCUUCAGUCCUUGGACCUCAGCCAGAACAAAAUUAAAGCACUUCCCAUUCAGUUUUGCCAGCUGCGGGAACUCGUCAAUUUAAAGCUGGAUGACAACGAGAUGAUCAGGUUGCCUUUCAAGAUUGGCCAGUUGGAUCAUCUACGUUUUCUGUCAGCAGCAAGAAACAAACUUCCUUUCCUGCCCAGUGAUUUUAGGAAACUCUGUCUUGAGAACUUGGAUCUCUUUGGAAAUCCUUUUGAGCAGCCUAAUCCACUUGUUCCCAACGUACAAUUGAAAAUACCACUGACUUUAUUAGAGUGUGCUGCAAGAGCCACCGUGAAUUGCAGAAUCCCUUAUGGUUGUCAUCUCCUUCCCUCUCACCUUUGUGAAGAUCUGGAAGUGGCUAAAACCUGCCAGUGUGGGAGGGCCUGUCUGAGCAGCUUCAUCCAGAUCACAGUGACCAUGAAUCUCCAUCACGUGGCUCACACCGUGGUCCUGGUGGACAACAUGGGCGGUACAGAAGCACCCAUCAUCUGCUACUUCUGCUCCCUGGACUGCUACUCCCAGUUCCUGGAUAGGCAUCUGCAGAGUCAGGGCUGA